AAGGACUUCAAACCGUUAAACCUAGAAUACAAAAAGAGUUCCUUAGAAUAUAUGAUGAGUUCCAGAAAGAUCAUGAUAAAACUUAAUUUUUCAGAAUGACGAAGUUGGAAGCAAGUAAAAAAUGUCCUCCUGUGGGUGCCUUGAUAACAGCUAAAGCAGUGGAGGGACGAAUUAAAAUUUCUCUAACCUGGGGGGAUAACACGUCUUACACCUUGGAGGGAGGAUCUAUCGGAUCAACAACUUCUGAAGGAGCUGCAAGAUGUAUGGCCCGGCAAGUUGAGACUGCUGAGUUGUACGGAGCAGGUAUCCUCCAGAAAACUGAGGUUGAUCAUUGGCUUUCAUUCUGCCUCGGACCCCUCUCCUGUAACUCCGAGCUGAUCAAGGGAUUCCAGUACCUGGAUACUGUGCUGAAACCUGCAACCUUUCUAGUGGGUUCAGGCGCUACUAUUGCCGACUACUGUGUGUUCGGUUCACUGGUUCAAAUUCCUCACUGGCUAUGGCUUGUGGAGAAGAAUGAAGCUCCUCCUAACCUUCUCCGAUGGUUUAAAAUGAUGCAAGCUCGCACUGAGUGUGCAUCAGUACUCAAGGAUCUACCCACAGAAGGACGGGUUGCGGCUGCUCCUAUGCAUGAUCCUGGGAAGGAGAAGAAGGAAGAGAGUGCUGGUGGCAAGUUUAUUGAUUUACCAGGAGCUGAGAAAGGAAAACUGAUUGUAAGGUUUCCUCCUGAGGCUAGUGGUUAUCUUCAUGUUGGCCAUGCUAAAGCUGCUCUUCUCAACUAUCAUUACAAGGAGAGCUUCGAGGGUAAGCUGAUCAUGAGGUUCGACGACACCAACCCUGCCAAGGAGAAAGAGGAGUACGAAGAGGUUAUUCUGGAAGAUUUGAAAUUACUGCAGGUUAAAUAUGAUCACUUCAGCAGAACUUCAGAUCAUUUUGAAACUAUUCUUGGAUACUGCGAUAAACUGCUCAAGGAUGGUAAUGCCUAUGUAGAUGAUACAGAUGCUGAGACAAUGAAGGCUGAGAGGGACGCUAAGACUGAGUCCAAGAACAGAAAUAAUUCUGUAGAUAAAAACAUGAAGAUGUGGGAGGAAAUGAAGAAGGGAAGUGAUAUGGGAAGAAAAUGUGCAGUGAGAGCUAAGAUUGACAUGCAGUCUCCGAACGGAUGUCUUCGUGAUCCUACAAUCUACAGAUGCAAACCUGAACCACAUCCUGCUACUGGAACCAAAUACAAAGUUUACCCAACCUAUGAUUUUGCGUGUCCUGUUGUCGACAGUAUUGAAGGAGUAACACAUGCUUUAAGAACUACUGAAUAUAUGGACCGAGAUGAUCAAUUCUACUGGUUUAUUGAUGCUCUAGGACUCCGUAAACCUUAUAUCUGGGCUUAUGCUAGACUAAACCUAACUAACACUGUGAUGUCUAAGCGUAAGCUGACCUGGCUGGUUGAUACUGGAGUAGUUGAUGGUUGGAAUGAUCCCCGUCUUCCAACAGUUAGAGGAGUUCUUAGACGAGGUUUAACUGUCGAGGCCCUACAGCAGUUUAUUAUUGCUCAGGGAUCCAGUAGAUCAGUUGUUUUCAUGGAGUGGGACAAAAUCUGGGCUUUCAAUAAGAAGGUUCUAGAUCCUAUAGUUCCCCGGCAUACAACUGUAGAUAUGACCUACCAUGUUCCAGUUCAUGUAUCUGGUGUUAAACUAACCUCCCACUCUUCACCCAGACAUCCUAAGAACCCGGAAGUUGGAGAGAAAACAGUUUGGACUGGACCCAACCUCACCAUAGACGGAGUUGAUGCUGAGCAGUUGAAGGAAGGAGAGAAUGCAACCUUCAUUAAUUGGGGAAACCUUGCAAUCAAGAAAGUUCAUAAAUCCAACGGCAAGGUUACCGCUGUUGAUGCCGAGGAUAAUACAUCAAAUAAAGAUUUCAAGAAAACUCUCAAGCUGACCUGGUUGUGCGAGGAUGACAAGAACUCUCCUUUCACUCCUGCUGUACUCAUCUACUACGAUCAUAUCAUCAGUAAACCUAUUCUUGACAAGGAUGAUGAUUUCAAGAAUUUUGUAAACCCUAAAAGUAAACACGAGAUUCAGAUGUUAGGAGAUCCUGAACUCAGGAACCUAAAGAAAGGGGACAUGGUUCAGAUUCAAAGACGCGGAUAUUUCAUCUGUGAUCUUGAAUAUCAACCUUACAAUCAAAGUGUUGGAAGGUCCCGCCCUGUAGUUCUAAUUGCUAUCCCUGACGGAACUCCCUCCAGCUACGGAGCUCCAGGUAAAUCAGAACCUGCGCCUGCUCCUGUAAAGUCUAAGGGUAAGGCUGCCCCUAAGUCUGCUGUCAAGAUUGUAACACCUGUUGCUGCUCCUGCGGCUAACGACGGAAGCAACCUCUCUGCUGAUGUAGAAGCUCAAGGAGAAAAGGUUAGAAAGCUGAAGGCUGACAAAGCUGAAAAAUCUGCUGUAGAUGAGGCUGUUAAGGUUCUUUUAGACUUGAAAGCUAGGUAUAAAGCAAGCACCGGGAAGGAUUGGAAACCUGAUGCAGCUAAAUCAGUUGGAAAAUCUAGUAAAAAAUCAGCUCCUGAACCAGCAGGUUCUGUAGCUCCAGCUUCCUCGGCUGGAAGUCCUGCUGAGCUAAACUCUAAGCUCGAAGCUCAAGGAGAGAUUGUCAGAAAAUUGAAAGCCGAUAAAGCUGCAAAACCUGAGGUUGAUGGAGCUGUCAAGAUUCUCCUCCAACUUAAGGCGGAUUUCAAAAGCUCAACCGGACAGGAUUGGAAGCUUGGGAUAACCCUACCAGCAUCUGCAGCUCCUAGUGCAGCUGUACCCAGCUCAGCUGAAGGUUCUGGAGAUCUGGAUGGUAAGAUUAGAGCACAAGGAGAUCUAGUCAGGAAGCUUAAAUCUGAGAAGGCUGAUAAGAACACUGUGACGGAAGCUGUUCAGACACUGCUCUCCUUAAAGCAGGAGUUUAAAACUGCAACUGGGCAAGAAUGGAAACCUGAGAGCACUAACUCACCGGCUGUUAAGCCUGCACAGCCUGUCAAUACUAAACUAGAAUCAGCUGAAUCCGGAGAUAUGGACGCCAAGAUUACGGCACAGGGAGACAAGGUGCGCGAGCUAAAGGGGAAGAAGGCAGACAAGGCGGAUAUAGAUACUGCUGUUAAAAUAUUGCUAGAUCUAAAGAUGGAGUAUAAGGAGAAGACAGGGAAGGAUUACCAACCUGGUGGAGCUAAGCCUAGAUCUAAACCUGAGAAGAAGGAUAAACCCAAGGAAAAGCCUGUUGCCGCCAUCCCUGCCGCCGGGGUUACGAGGCUGGGUAUGGAGGUUAAGAAGGAGGAUAACCUCGCAGACUGGUAUAGUCAGGUGUUGACCAAGGCAGAGAUGAUGGAGUAUUACGAUAUCUCCGGUUGUUACAUCCUUCGUCCUUGGGCAUUCUCCAUCUGGGAAUCUAUCAAGGACUUUUUGGAUGCAGAGAUUAAAAAGCUCGGCGUAGAAAAUUGUUACUUCCCAAUUUUCGUUUCCAAUGCGGUCUUGGAGAGAGAGAAGAAGCAUAUCAGUGAUUUUGCACCAGAGGUUGCCUGGGUAACCAGAUCUGGAAGCACUGAUUUAGCGGAACCCAUCGCUAUCCGUCCUACCAGUGAGACGGUGAUGUAUCCUGCAUACGCCAAGUGGAUCCAAUCCUACAGAGAUCUUCCAAUGAAACUGAAUCAGUGGAAUAAUGUUGUGAGAUGGGAGUUUAAACAUCCUCAGCCGUUCCUGAGAACCCGAGAGUUCCUCUGGCAGGAGGGGCACACAGCGUUCUCCAACUUUAAAGAGGCAGAGGAUGAGGUUAUGGAUAUCCUUGACUUGUACAGGAGGGUCUACGAGGAGUUGAUGGCGAUCCCCGUUAUCCGGGGCAAGAAGACGGAGAAGGAAAAGUUUGCAGGUGGAGAUUACACGACAACUGUAGAAGCAUUUAUCUCCGCUGCAGGACGGGCUAUUCAAGGGGCAACCUCGCAUCAUCUCGGGCAGAACUUUAGUAAGAUGUUUGAUAUCACUUUCGAGAAUCCGGAAACUGGAGAAAAGCAGUUCGUCUUUCAGAACAGCUGGGGUCUAACCACUAGGACUAUCGGAGUACUAGUCAUGGUACAUGGAGAUAACAAUGGUCUGGUUCUACCCCCGAAGGUUGCUUGUCUCCAGGUUGUAGUUGUUCCCUGCGGAGUAACUGUAAACUUGUCUGCCCAGGACCGUGAGGCACUCUACGCUGAGUGUGAAGGAUACAGAGAACGAUUAACCAAAGCUGGAGUACGAGUCAAGGCUGACAUGAGAGAAAACUAUUCUCCGGGUUGGAAGUUUAACCACUGGGAGCUGAAGGGGGUUCCCAUCAGACUAGAGGUUGGACCUAGAGAUAUGAAGGAGAGCGCAUAUGUUGUGGUGAGACGAGAUACCGGUGAGAAGAUCAAGAUGAGAAAGUGUGGUUUGGAGGAUGAUGUCCCUGCUCUACUGGAUACUAUUCAAUCUGCCAUGUUUGCUAGAGCUAGGAACGAGCUUUCCAAUCAUCUUCGCGUUGUUGAGAACUUUGAUGAUUUCUUGAAGGGUUUAGAUGAGAACUGUUUGUUGCAGGCUCCAUUCUGUGGAGAUGAACCCUGUGAGGAUGAGAUUAAGGAGCUGAGUAAGAAGGAUGCAGACCUGGAGCCUGGAGCUCCAUCUAUGGGAGCUAAAUCCCUAUGUAUCCCAUUCAACCAGCCAGCCGAGAUCAAGCCAGCGACGAAGUGUGUUAGGCCAGGCUGCAAGAAUGCUCCGAAAUUUUACACCUUGUUCGGACGAAGUUAUUAACGCUUCACGUAUUUUUCUGUCAAAAUUUCAAUCGGUUUUAUAUAUUUCUUUAAGUCUCUCUUUUAUCUCAUUGGAAAUUCAAUUUUUUUUUUGAGCAAUUAAGAAUUAUAUUUUGUUAGCGAAAAAUGUAUUUCCUUGUUUUUAAAA
Molecule: messenger RNA, 4934 nt
Organism: Eurytemora carolleeae
Lineage: Eukaryota; Metazoa; Arthropoda; Copepoda; Calanoida; Temoridae
Gene: GluProRS
Product: bifunctional glutamate/proline--tRNA ligase
Exons: 12
Coding region: 96-4787 (1563 amino acids)
Biological process (GO): prolyl-tRNA aminoacylation; translation; glutamyl-tRNA aminoacylation
Cellular component (GO): cytoplasm; aminoacyl-tRNA synthetase multienzyme complex
Molecular function (GO): proline-tRNA ligase activity; ATP binding; glutamate-tRNA ligase activity
Source: RefSeq, a predicted model, not a curated record